Hyaloperonospora brassicae is the source of this 1467-nucleotide messenger RNA. NCBI's taxonomy places the organism in Eukaryota, Oomycota, Peronosporomycetes, Peronosporales, Peronosporaceae. The record is from the annotation of a GenBank genome assembly.
AUGGACUCGCCGUCAACGAACGAGCAGCUCGCCGUGACGAUCGGCACGCACGACCAGCGCACACCUCUUGGAACAGUGCGCGAGUGCGUCGUCGAUGGCGUGAGCGACACAGACGACGCUGUAGUCGACGGAGCAGCGUCUGCAGGACCGACUCGGGACGAAGAAGACGGUAAAAAGCGAGAGACUCGUGUCAAAAAUACACAAAAGAAGCAGAAGACGGGCGCAGCAGUGUCGGCCACUGGUGUCGCUGUGUCUCUAAACGAGAAGGACGAGUUGCAGCUGGACCGUCCCGUGUUCCGACCGUGGGAGACGGUCGCUGGAUCGCUGCAUGUCUUGGACACGCGGAGGAGUGCAGAGCAGACAGCAGAAGGUGCACGACCGUACAAAAUUGCAGGCUUUGACUUGGACGGGACGCUGAUUGUGACGAAAAGUGGACGGAAAUUUGCACUGAAUCUGAACGAUUGGAAGUGGUUCCACCCGACGCUGGUGAAGAAAAAGAUGGACGAGCUGGCUCGGCAAGGGUACACGCUAGCGAUCGUCUCGAACCAGAAUGGAGUUGCUAAAGGACACGUCACAGCGGCUCAGAUGCAGAAUAAGCUGGAGGCCGUUGUAAGCAAGCUGGGUCUGCCUAUGCUGGCUUUUUUCAGUACCGAGGACGAUGUUAUGCGCAAACCUCGACCAGGCGUGUGGAAGGAGCUGACGAGGCGGCUAAGCGCAAAGGGUGAACAAGCGAUUGAUAAGGAAGCUAGUUUCUAUUGUGGGGAUGCUGCAGGACGACCGAAAGUCGCAGGGCGCUCGAAAGACUUUGCGUCAACGGACUACAAGUUUUCACUGAACGCUGGAAUUCGUUUCUUCACGCCUGAAGACUUGUUCUUGGGCACCAAGCAGCGCAUCCAUACGCGGCCCGACACGUGGGAGCUAGGUUUCGAUCCCACGUCCAUCACUAUGAAUGAGUGUGCUGAACCUGUGCUGAACCCUCCGUCGGCUUGGACCGUAAAAGAAGAGCAGGAACUGGUUGUUCUAGUUGGUCCGCCCGCAUCCGGGAAGUCCUUUUUCGCCAAAACACAUCUGAGCUCAUACGUCGUCGUGAGCCAAGACGAACUGCGAACAGCUGCUAACUGCAGGAAGAAGUGUAUCGAAGCGAUCGCGCAGAAGAAAAGUGUGGUCAUUGAUAACACGAAUCGUGACCCGCGUGCAAGAAAAGAGUGGAUUGCAAUUGCAAAGGAAAAAAACUUGCCCAUUAGGUGCUUUGAGAUGGACGUCGACAAGCCGCUUUCGAUGCAUUUGAACACGUUUAGGUCACUGACUCUGCAGCGCAAAGUCCCGGACGUCGCCGUUCAUGGUUUUUACAAGAAUCUCGUGCCACCGACGAUCAACGAAGGGUUUGCAGAAGUCGUAAAGGUCCCAUUUCGAAUCGACAGAAACGUCUCCGAAGCUGACCAGGCAUUGCUGCGAUCCUACAUCUGA